Messenger RNA from Microthlaspi erraticum, 2175 nucleotides. The record is from the annotation of a GenBank genome assembly. NCBI's taxonomy places the organism in Eukaryota, Viridiplantae, Streptophyta, Magnoliopsida, Brassicales, Brassicaceae.
AUGGUGGCUCGGAAGUUUGUUAUCCUCCACGAUGAUUCAAGCUUUCCGAUCGAAUACGACACUGAAGAUGACCUCGAGGUUUUACGGUUUCAAAUUUUCUCCAUCACUUUAAUUCCUCCUGAUGAGCAAAAGAUCGUUGCUGUAGAUGAUGAUGAUCGAGUGGUGUCGAAUGAGACUGAUCUCGCUUCUCUAUCCGAUCAACUUCGAUUGGUCUCAAUUGGAGGAGACUCUGAGGAGAGGUCAGAAGGAACCUCUGCUGAGAAAUCUGAUGCGGAGAUGAUGAAAGCAGACGAAGAAUUGGCACGAAUGUUGCAGGCAGAGGAAGAGGCGAUGAUGUUUCAACAGUAUGUUGCUGCACAAGAUAGCAACGAAUUUGGAGGGAGAAUAAGGCCUUAUGUCAGCCAAAUCCUCAUGUAUGAGGAUCCAGUUCGUCAAGACGCUGCUCGAAAGACUGUUCCUAGAGACGAGCUCGAGGAGAAAGCUUUGGUUUCUCUUGCCAAGGAGGGGAAUUUCGAGCCAUCGCACCAUGAGAAAGAUUACGCUUUCCUGCUUCAGCUACUUUUCUGGUUCAAAAGAUCCUUCAGAUGGGUCAAUGAACCUUCUUGUGACCGUUGUGGUAACAAAACCAUAGGCCAGGGGAUGGGAAGCCCACUUUCCUCAGAGCUUGCUUAUGGAGCUAAUCGAGUUGAACUAUAUCGCUGUACCUCGUGCCCAACAAUAACUCGAUUCCCUCGGUACAAUGACCCUCUAAAGCUCGUAGAAACAAAGAGAGGUCGUUGCGGGGAGUGGGCCAACUGCUUUACGCUAUACUGCCGCUCGUUUGGCUAUGAUUCUCGUUUGAUACUGGACUUGACAGAUCACGUCUGGACGGAAUGCUUCUCUCACUCAUUGGGAAGAUGGAUCCAUCUUGACCCUUGUGAAGGAGUGUAUGACAAACCCAUGCUAUAUGAGAAAGGAUGGGGUAAAAAAUUGAAUUAUGUUAUUGCGAUUUCCAAGGACGGGGUUUGUGAUGUCACUAAGCGAUAUACAAAGAAAUGGCAUGAGGUUUUGUCAAGACGAACUCUCACAACAGAAUCAUCUUUGCAAGCUGUUCUUCGAACCCUGACAAUGGAACGUCGACGUAGCCUUACGCCCCAAGUUUUAUCUGCUCUUAGUCUACGAGACAGCAAUGAGCAGGAAGAAAUCGAGAGAAACCUGCAUUCUCCAGAUGACGCCUCGGUUUCUUUACCCGGAAGGCAAAGUGGGGACAAGGAAUGGCGCAUUAUGAGAUCAGAGUUUGGUUCAGACGGAAAAAACUCUGUCAGCUCUUCCUCUUGCCCUGUUCGCACGUGCGUUGAUGACCAUGUGACCAACAUUUAUGACUCGUUUCUGCCUAUCCUGACUCACUUCGUUGAGGAUGAUUUACCUGUAGCAAGAGCAGUUGAGAUCCUUGACAUGAUCAAGCAAGUCCUAAUGGAUCUGAAGACUGCGCCUUUCAAAACGAGGAAGGCUCGCUCAAGUUCGUUCCCAGAGCAGUUUCUGCAUGCACUGGAAGGUUUGCUUCUUGCUCUUUCUUUGAAGAGCGAGAAAGACACAGACGGUAAAAGUCUCACCAUAUGCUUGGUUGGUAAACCAACUAAGACGGCUUUAGCAUUACCGGUUGCAUUGGACGCUUUAAGGGAACUGGUCACUGACCUCAGCAAAUGCCAAAAGUUGAGCAAAGAUUCACUGUCUUUUCCGUUUCUGAAACAGAACAGGGUAUGCUCUGGCUCUGUUCUCGCAAGUGCUGAAGAGCUUCCUUCUGGCAUUGCAACAGCAGCUUUUGAUGGAAUCCAAGAGUCCAAAUGGGAGGACCCUAAUGGUGCAAAAGGGUGCUGGAUCAUGUACAAAACACUAUACAACCAGAUGCAACAACUCAUAGCAUACGAGCUCAUGUCUGCAAAUGAUGCCCCAGAGAGAGACCCCAAAGAUUGGGUUCUUGAAGGAAGUAGCGACGGUGGAUCGACAUGGCAGGUUCUGGACAAGCAAACUUGUCAGGUAUUUGAGGAGCGGUUCCAACGCAAAUCCUACAAAAUAUCAACAUCACCCGGAUUCCAAGCAAAUCUCUUCCGGUUCCGGUUUCUGUGUGUGCGAGACGUGAAUUCGACCUCCAGGCUACAAUUGGGGAGCAUCGAUCUAUACAGAAGCCACCGUUAA